Molecule: messenger RNA, 763 nt
Organism: Daphnia magna
Lineage: Eukaryota; Metazoa; Arthropoda; Branchiopoda; Diplostraca; Daphniidae
Product: endocuticle structural glycoprotein SgAbd-2
Exons: 3
Coding region: 131-673 (180 amino acids)
Cellular component (GO): chitin-based extracellular matrix
Molecular function (GO): structural constituent of chitin-based larval cuticle
Source: RefSeq, a predicted model, not a curated record
CCCAAACACGUACUGUCUCUCCCGUCCAAUUAGGUCAGGUGAGUUCUGCUACACCCUUCACCCGACUAUAUAAGCGCAGGCGUGGAGAUUCAAAAGUAUCAGUUGUUUCAACAAUUCGACCGACUACAACAUGAAGCUGUUUAUCAUCGCCGCUGUCUUGGCCGUCGCUGCCGCUGCUAGCUACAGGCCGGAGUACAAAGCUCCCAGCUACAAGCCGGAGUACAAAGCACCAAGCUACCCUGCACCAGGCUACUCUGCGCCAAGCUACAAGGAUAACAAAUACGCCGACAUCACCGUCACCAGCCAAUCCGAUGAGCGCAACAUCGAUGGCAGCAGCCAAUGGAGCUACGCUCAGUCUGACUACACCACCCGCGAAGAAUCCCAAGUCCAGAAGAAAUUCCAAGGAGUUACCUACGAUUCUUACGGAAAAGAAUCGUACGGUGAAGUCGUUGGCAACACCAACAAGGGAUCUUCUUACUGGGUUUCUCCUGAAGGCCAAAAAUUCACAUUGACCUGGGCCGCCGAUGAGGCAGGUUUCCAACCCAAGGGAGAACACUUGCCCGUUGCUCCCGUCCAUGAAUACGAGCUGCCCGUCGCCCCCGUUCACGAAUACGAACUCCCCGUCGCUCCAGUACACAUCCCCUUCAACGGAAAGGGCUACAAGAUCUAUUAAAAAUAAUAUAAAUUGAGAAAUAAAAAAAUAUAUCCAAUAUUCUUUGUCGUGACAAUGCAUAUAUUGGUGUAAAUAUAUAGAAACAACAUA